Messenger RNA from Papaver somniferum (opium poppy), 1834 nucleotides. Its product is annotated as proline dehydrogenase 2, mitochondrial-like. The record is from RefSeq and is a predicted model, not a curated record. NCBI's taxonomy places the organism in Eukaryota, Viridiplantae, Streptophyta, Magnoliopsida, Ranunculales, Papaveraceae. Gene Ontology annotation, cellular component: mitochondrion. Gene Ontology annotation, molecular function: proline dehydrogenase activity; FAD binding. Bases 69 to 1607 code for a protein of 512 amino acids. The transcript has 3 exons.
ACCUUAAAAUAGUUUUAGAGAGAAAAGAAAAGUAAGUAGUUCGAAAAACAAAAGAGUUUGCCCCUUUCAUGGCACUAAGAAACACAAGAAUCCUAUUGAGAGAGUUUGAGAGAAAAUCUUUGAACACUUUAGCCGCUUCUCCGGUGGUUCUCGGUUCGGUGACGACUUCCGUCACUGCCGCCGACCCUUGUUCAUUUGAUUUAACAACACCAGUUACUACCAAAGCAGCGUCGCCAACGGAAGAAGAUACCACGACAUCAGAGAAAGCUAGACGGUCUGAGAUAAAUUUGGAUUUUAACGAUGGGAAGAAACUUUUCUCGUCGGUGACGACGGGGAAGUUGAUAAGAUCAAUGUUGAAUCAACAAAUGGCUUCUUAUGAACCUAUUGUUGAUGUUGGUAUCAAAGUAAUGAGAUCAAGAUUGGUGGAAACUAUGAUUGUUAAGGAUUUUAUCAUGUCGAUGGUUAAACAUACAUUUUAUGAUCAUUUCUGUGCUGGUGAGAAUUUAGAUGAAGCUAAAAAAACUCUUCAGAAACUUUGGAAUGGUGGGUUGAAAGGAAUUAUGGAUUAUGGUUUGGAAGAUGCUACUGAUAAUGCGUCGUGUGACCGGAAUUAUAAUGAGUUUCUUAAGAUUGUCGAGACCACCAAAUUACUUCCUCCUUCCUCUGUAAGUUACGCAUGUGUAAAGGUGACGGCAAUAUGUCCGAUAUCUCUGCUAAAAAGAGUAAGUGAUUUGCUAAGAUGGGAACAUAAAGAUUCUUCAUUUCAUCUUCCAUGGAAAGUUGAUACAUUGCCAAUGCUUGCCGACUCAAGCCCAUUCUAUCAUACAAUGAGUAGGCCAAACCAUUUAACUCCAAGUGAAGAAUAUGAUCUUCAUCAAGCUCACCAGAGACUAAUCAAGUUGUCUGAGAAAUGUUUAGAGUCGAAGCUUCCGUUACUCGUUGACGCCGAAUACUCGUCAGUUCAACCAGCUAUUGAUUACUUAACAUAUUCAACAAUGAUAAGGAUUAACAGAGAUGGGAAUAGAAUUGUCCAUGGAACAAUACAGACGUACUUCAGAGAUGCAAAAGAGAGACUAAUUCAAGCCACAGAAGCUGCUGAAAAAAUGGGUGUCACGUUAGGACUUAAGUUAGUAAGAGGAGCUUAUCUAUCGAGCGAAUCGCAAUUAGCUUCUUCUUUAGGAUUUCCAUCGCCAAUUCAUAGAAGCAUUCAAGAUACGCACGCAUGUUACGAUGAAUGUGCUUCGAUUAUGCUCGAGAAAGUCGCUCAGGGUACUGGAGCGGUUGUUCUUGCUACUCAUAACAUUGAGUCAGGGAGAGCGGCAGCGUCGAAAGUGGAGAGUUUAGGAUUAGAAAAGAGUAGUGAGAAAGUGCAGUUCGCACAAUUGAAAGGAAUGGCAGAUGGGUUGUCAUUUGCAUUGAAGAAUGCAGGUUUUCAAGUUAGCAAGUAUCUUCCAUAUGGACCAGUUGACAUGGUUAUACCUUAUCUGCUCAGGAGAGCUGAAGAAAACAAAGGCCUUUUGUCUGCUUCAACUUUUGAUAGGCAACUAAUGAGCAAGGAGGUUACAAGGAGAUUGAAAGCUGCGGUAACGCCUUCAACCAGCCAGUAAAGCCCCUGGCAGUGUCUUUUUUUUUUUUUUAACUUCCUUAGUAGGAAGAUUAUAUUAGCUAAAUGUACUUUAAAGCACCCUAUGUAAAAUAGUCUAGUAAUAUUGAUAUGUAAUUUCGCCAAUGAAAACAAAAAAUACUUUGAGUGAAGGUAUGGUAGUAUCUCUGUAAGAAUCUCCCAGUAUCUUCAAGAUUCAGUAUUAAAUUAUUACAUGGACUUUAUACAGCA